Pundamilia nyererei is the source of this 2478-nucleotide messenger RNA. RefSeq names its product protein FAM126B. The coding region runs from base 424 to 2250 and encodes 608 amino acids. NCBI's taxonomy places the organism in Eukaryota, Metazoa, Chordata, Actinopteri, Cichliformes, Cichlidae. Gene Ontology annotation, biological process: phosphatidylinositol phosphate biosynthetic process; protein localization to plasma membrane. Gene Ontology annotation, cellular component: plasma membrane. The transcript is spliced from 14 exons. The record is from RefSeq and is a predicted model, not a curated record.
UGCAGUGUGGAGAGAUCAUACGGAGGUACUGCUGGCGGAGCGAGGGACCAUUUGAAGAAGGGAAGAUACACGACCUGGGUGACCGCUCUGACCAAACACGGUUCCCGAUUCCCCAAAAGAGCCACUGUGUAGCAUCACUAUAACCAGCUUCAGUUCGAGAAAAGGACCACACAGCAGAUUGCUCUGGGCUGGAGCCAGGCUGGCAGCAGUCAGCAGCCCCGGCCUGGUCACGACUGAUGGAAAAACGAGGAUGUCCAACAGCUGCUGACUGUAACAGGCGUGCUAACAGCAUUCGAGCCGAGCUAAGGUGACCCUCAGUGAGUGACAGAUGUGUGACACUGUGGAGAACCAUUUGCAUCUCCCAGCGGAGAUUUGAGUUCUGGGACACUGAGGCAGCCAAAGGGGGGGGUGUCUCUGAGGAAGAUGCUGGGCUCAGAACGCAGUGUUGUCGAAGAAUGGCUCUCAGAAUUCAAGUCCUUACCAGAAACCCACAUCCCCAGCUACGCCGGCAGCCUUCAUCUAAAGAAGUCCUUGGUCCCAGCUCUCUACAGAGUCAUCCAGGACCCCAACAACGAGCUCUUGGAGCCUGUGUGCCACCAGCUGUUCGAGCUGUACCGGAGCGCCGAAGACCGCUUGCGACGCUUCACCCUGCAGUUCCUGCCCGAGCUGGUGUGGGUUUAUCUGCGCAUCACUGCCAGCAGGGAUCGUCAGAGCAAUGGCUGCAUCGAGGCCCUGCUUCUGGGCAUUUAUAACUUGGAAAUCGUGGACAAAGAUGGCAACAGCAAGCUCCUUUCCUUCACUAUUCCAUCUCUCUCCAAACCAUCGAUAUAUCAUGAGCCUUCUAGCCUGGGGUCAAUGGCACUGACAGAGGGAGCGCUCUGUCAACAUGACCUGAUCAGAGUGGUGUACAGCGGCCUCCAUCCUCAGAGAGAGACCUUCACUGCGCAGAACAGGUUUGAGGUGCUGUGUUUCCUCAUGCUCUGCUACAACUCUGCUGUGGUCUACAUGCCCCUUUCUUCCUAUCAGUCAGUUUGUAGGAUGAGCUCACGGUUGUGUGUAUGCGGCUUCCCGCGGCAACAGCAGAAGCUUUGGAGGGAACCUUGCAACCGAGUGCUGUUGGACCCUGAGUUCAUGGUGCAGAUGCUGACUGCAGUGUAUCAUGCCAUAUACAAUGGAGAGUGGGAGAUGGGGCGAGAAGCUCUGGAGGACAUUCUGUACCGAGCCCAGCUGGAGCUUUACUCCCAGCCUCUCCUGCUGGGGAACGCCAUGAAAAACUCGCUGCCGGAAAGCGCUCCCGACGCACCGCGGGGCCGCAAGGUGCUGCAGGUGGAGGUGACGCCCACCAUCAGCCGUAUAUCAAUCUCGGCCAUCACCACCGCCUCGAUACGACGCCACCGCUGGAAGAGAGAGGAUUGUUUUGACUACUCAACCGAUGCAGAGUUGAGCCUCAUCGUCAAUCCUAGCCUCGCCCAGCACCAACACCGCCACCGCACCCACUGGGAUCCCACGGCUAAAGAGGAAAGAGGAGGGCGGCAACACAGCCACCACAGCAGCAGCAGCAGCAGCAUCAUUCCCCCCAUCACUCUCGAGGACGCUGAUGGCAUGAGCGGCGGGGAGGACUCCUUCAAUAUCAACGACCCAGACGAGGGUUUCUCCUCUGGGGCGUCGAACAGCAGCCAGCCCAGCGGCACCAAGCUUGGCGGCAGCGUGGGGCCCAGGGGUGGCAGCCUGAACAGCAGCACGAGCAGCAUCAAGAAAGCCAUUACUGCGCGACUGUCUCGGGACAAGGAGCGAGAGCGGGAGAAGGAGCGGGAGAAAGAGCGGGAGACAGACAAACAGGCGGAGUUGUCUGCGGAUCUUCAGGCCGCCACGAGGAGGCAUCAACAGAGGCAGCAGUCGCCUCCAGCGAGCAUCAACUUGGACGCCAUCCAGCUGAGCCCCAUAAAGAAGCACCUGAGCUUCCCCGCGGGCCCCAUGCUAGUGAGGACUGGCAGCACCUCCUCCAGCAAGUCCUUUGACUGCACGAAUUUCAACCUGAACGGAGGCGAUGGCGAGGAACACGAGGAGGCAGGAGGCUCUGAGAGGGAAGGGCUUCUAGCUGGGGGUUCUCACCGGCACUCCACCAUCAGUUUGCAGGAGGAACACCUGCUCAGGCCGGAGGAGGCUCAGGCCCUGCUGUCUCCUGGAGCACCUCUUACCAAGCAGUCACGCUCCCCCAGCUUCAACAUGCAGAUCAUAUCACAGGUCUAACGUCCAGUGCAGGGAAUGGCGCGCACACUCACACGCACGAAUACCUACAUAACACACACAGAUUCAUGCAGUUUCUCUCCGCGACUCUCUACAGCUCGACUAUGACGUCUUUCUACCUGUGCGUCUGUCUGUGUAUGUGUGUGUGUGUCUAAGAAAUUGAAACACAUUUGAGAUCUCCAGAGCUGUGUUUCCACCCCGUUAAACAUCCAUUAAAAUUUGUAAUUGAGA